Molecule: messenger RNA, 778 nt
Organism: Coregonus sp. 'balchen'
Lineage: Eukaryota; Metazoa; Chordata; Actinopteri; Salmoniformes; Salmonidae
Source: the annotation of a GenBank genome assembly
AUGGGGCCUCGCCAGUUACGGUGGUGCAGUGUGGCCCUCCUGUGCAUUAGCACAGGAGGGCUAAUAAGAACAGUAGGUUGUCCUCUUGUAGGAAACCUGACAGAGGGUGAGAUGAGUCCUGAGCCAAAGGGACCAACACAGGCCCAGAGUAGUAGCCCAGAAGUAGAUGGUCAUCGGAGAAGGAGAGCCCUGCUGGGCCCUCAUAACCAUGAGGACAAUCUGUUCCACUCUCCCGAGUGGCGCAGUUAAGGUAGGAGCAGGUUUACCACUUGUGGGAGUUCCCCAUAGGGGUAAAAAUUGACUAUGCAAAUGGAUGUACCAUUCGUAGUAGAGCUACCACGUAACCCUGACCCCAUGACGUUUUUUUGCAUUAUACAACCACACAGGCCCACCAUCUUUUGCUAGGCCAGAUAAUAGUUUACUCACACCCAUUUCAGUAGCAGUAGUGAUGACAGCCAUUUGGUGUAUUAGAGGAGAAGGAGAUCAUCAUUUGGGUGAAUACCUGUUACUUCUGGUAUUUCAGUCUAUAAUGUUCUUAUCCCUUUGAGAGGAGCCCCAAAUGGCACCUAUUGGUUGUGUGGUAAGAUGGCUUUCUAUAGCCUUACCCUGAAUUGGUACUUGUACUGUUGGGUUUGUGGUGGCAGCUAUGAGAACUGUUUCAAACAAUGACAAGAAUCUAAAGGCUCUGUUUAGAGAAUACAAACCUCAUGUAAUGAGGAGAGAUAAGAGGUCUCUGGCUGACAUCACUCACACUCAAGCACCUGCCUCCAGGUUCUUU